AUGACGCCGCGCGAAGUCAGACUUUGGCGGGCGGCAAGGCUCUUGGGGAGAAGUGAGCACGGGGCAAGGAAGUUUGAGGGCGUGCUACCCCUUCGUCCGCUCGUCCCUUCUCUCUCUUCUUCAGCCUUCAACUCCAGAUCGACUGUCUCCGCCUCUAUGCCCGCCUUCUCCGACCUGUGCGGGUCUCCGCUGCCGUGUCCUUCUCUCCCUGCCCGCUCCUCUGAAGGUUUGACUGUCUGCCGCGCCUCUCUCUUCCGCGGCGUGCGUGCUUCUCUCUCUCGGGCUUCGCCUGCAGCCCUGGCUGCCUCGGCUGAGGUAUGCGGAUCCUCGAAGGCGACGGCGUGCGCGGCAACUUGUUGGGCUCCUUCGCGAUGUGUCGUCCUGCUCUCAGCUUUGUCUCUUUCGUCUCUGUCCGCGGCUCCUGCCUCGCGCCGUCCUGCCUCUACUAAGGCGUACGCCUCUGCUUCCCUGCUCUCCUUCGGUGCCGUGUCUCCACUCUCGUCGCCUUCCUCUCUCUCGAGGUCUUCCCGUCUCCAGUCUUCAGCGGCAGCUCUCUUCGCUUCGCGCUCGUUCAUGUCCUUCCGCGGGCCUGGUAGAGACUCGGCGCCCGCCGCGGCUGUGAGCAGGCAGACCCCAUCACAGGAGGAAGUGGCGAGGGCGUCGCUUCCCUCGGCUGAAUCUUCUUCAGAGUCGUCUUUUCUCUCUUUUCUGCCGUGGCGGACGGGCGCGUACGCCGCUUCCGCUGCCGCGAGCCCUGCCGCUGCGUCGACCCCGUCAACGCUGCCUUCGUCGCCCGCUUCCGAGUCCUCGUCGUCGCCUGAGAGCGUUGCAGAGGAAGGCGGCGAGGCACGACAAGCGACCCUUGCGGAGGCCGGGGAGCGUCUCCGUGCUUCGUUUCUCUUCGUCGACCCGCCAAACGCCACAGGGCCUUUGGAUGGCUCCUACGCGGCUGUCCUAUACGAGCGCAUCAAAGAUCACACCGAUAAAUGGCUCUCCGAAGGGUCAGCCGUCAACUGCGCUACAGACUGGCUCCUUCUCUCCAAGGACUUCCUAGGCCUGCCCUGGGCGGCUGCGCUGCCCGUCAUCGGUUGCUCGUUGCGGCUGCUCACGCUCCCUUUUGCCGUUGCUGCGGAGAGAGACAUUCGCCUUCGCGGGCUUCACGGUGCAGAGUUCAUGGAGCUGAACAAAAUGCUGAAGGAGAAACAGAAAACUGGACUGGGGUCGCCGGAGUUCAUGAAGGAGAGAGCGAAGGUGCGGAAGUUCAUUGAGGCUCACAACCUCUCGGUCUUCCCGAUGUCAUCCGUGCAAAUGCUGUUCACCGGUAUCACUGUCAGUCUUUUUUCCUACGCACUUCGAAACAUGGCUGUCCGCAUCGACGAGUUCCCCGCCUUCAUCUCCGAGCAUCCGGGCUGGUUUGAGACCCUGGCGCUCCCCGACCCGACUCUCGCGACGACCUUCUUGACGAUCUUUGGGGGUCUUUCCAUUCUCAUCGCAGGAUGGAUGGUGUCAGACAAGCUCAAGAAACUCAGCCCAGCCAAGGCGACGGGACCCCUGAGUCCGGCCGCCGCCCGCGUGUUGCCUUCUGUCCUCAUGCUCGCCUACGCCACAUUCAUGGGCACGUCUUUCCCAGGGGGUCUCGUCCUUCUGCUACUUCCAGCUGCUUGCCUUCAAGCGAUUUUUGCAAGGGUUUUCCGCCUCCGCUCUGUGGCGCGCGCGCUCAAUUUCGUUCCGGAUUCCGCACAGCCCCUACACGCGAUCCACGCAGGCAUCCUGCGUCAGCGAGUCCCGGCUCUUGUGACGGAAUGGGAAAAAAUUGCCGCGGAGAAGAACCUUUCGCCCCGCAAGAUGGCCAAGGGUAUCGUUGCGCUGUGGAAAGAAAAGUGCCUCGAUCCGAAGUUCCAGGCUCUUUUAAAGAAGCGAAAGCAACUGGGCGAACGCCCGGGGCGCGACGAAGGUAGCGGAGGACGCGCACUCACGCUGCUGCGGCCUAAGUAUGACUUCAAAGGAGAUCGCUUCAGCCAGCGCUGCUGA
Molecule: messenger RNA, 2031 nt
Organism: Besnoitia besnoiti
Lineage: Eukaryota; Apicomplexa; Conoidasida; Eucoccidiorida; Sarcocystidae
Exons: 9
Coding region: 1-2031 (676 amino acids)
Biological process (GO): protein insertion into membrane
Cellular component (GO): membrane
Molecular function (GO): membrane insertase activity
Source: RefSeq, a predicted model, not a curated record